This is a messenger RNA of Olea europaea var. sylvestris, 2314 nucleotides long. RefSeq names its product O-fucosyltransferase 36-like. The coding region runs from base 158 to 1885 and encodes 575 amino acids. NCBI's taxonomy places the organism in Eukaryota, Viridiplantae, Streptophyta, Magnoliopsida, Lamiales, Oleaceae. Gene Ontology annotation, molecular function: peptide-O-fucosyltransferase activity. The record is from RefSeq and is a predicted model, not a curated record. Gene Ontology annotation, biological process: protein O-linked glycosylation via fucose. The transcript is spliced from 3 exons.
GAAUUCCUUCCUCUUUACUCUGACAAGCUGAUUAUAAGAACAAAAUCAGGUGUGUUAGUGUGUAUAUUUCUCUCAUAGAAAAAUUUUCCCCCAUUCAUCUACAGUGCGAAUUUAUUUAUUUACAGUUUAAUCACGACUCUGAAUAAGUAGGAAAAAAAUGAUGGAACGAGAAUCUUCCACGGAUGAAGAAGACGAUCGCGGAAACCUAAUCUCCCAAAACGACACCGUUAAAUCCCCUCAGCGUUCUACUUUCGAAAUUGGGGAUUUCAGGACACGAUUAUCCAAUUCUGCCCGACGAUUCGACAAGAGGUACCUUUACCUUCUUGCUGUAUUCUUGCCACUUUUUAUUUUAAUCCUCUAUUUCACCAUCGAUACGAAGAACCUUUUUCAAACCCGCAUUCCAAUUGUAAACAAUCAUGGAAGUAGUAAUCCUCUGAUUGUUAAUCGCAUGCGAGAGUCUGAAUUGCGCGCACUGUAUUUACUUAAGCAGCAACAAUCUGAGCUACUCAAACUAUGGAAUUACAGCACAUUGGUGAGUAAAUCAUAUUUGACUACUGUAAAUAGCAAUAGUUCGGUGAACAUGAGUUCUGUUAAUAAUAAUACUAAUCAUGGAGUGCCCGCAUUGUCAUUGUUGGAGGAUUUGAAAUCCGGGGUUUUUAGCCACAUUUCAUUGAACAAGAAAAUUCAGGAAGUUCUGUUGUCAGCCCAUGAAAAUGGGGAUUUCUUGGGUUUGAAUGAGAAUUAUACGGAUCCAAGUGUUGCGGAUUGGACUAGGUGUAGUAAGGUGGAUCAGAGGUUAUCUGAGAGGAGGACUAUUGGAUGGAACCCAAAUUUGAAUAAGUACUUGUUAGCUAUUUGUGUUUCUGGGCAAAUGUCAAACCAUUUGAUUUGUUUGGAGAAGCAUAUGUUCUUUGCAGCUUUGCUCAAUCGUGUUUUGGUGAUCCCAAGUACAAAAGUUGAUUACGAGUUCAAACGGGUGUUGGAUAUUGAGCAUAUUAACAAGUGUCUAGGGAGGAAAGUAGUUGUGACAUUUGAGGAGUUUGUGGAGAGUAAGAAGAAACAUUUGCAUAUUGAUAAGUUUUUGUGUUAUUUCUCGCUUCCACGGCCUUGUUAUCUGGAUGAUGAGCGCUUGAAAAAGUUGAAAGGGCUGGGAUUUUCGUUGGGUAAGAUUAAGACCGUUUGGAAAGAGGAUGUUAAGAACCCAAAUCAAAGAACGGUUCAGGAUGUCUUGGCAAAGUUUUCUUCAGAUGAUGAUGUUAUUGCCAUUGGAGAUGUAUUCUUUGCUGAUGUUGAGAGACAGUGGGUGAUGCAGCCGGGAGGGCCUAUAGCCCACAGUUGUAAGACUUUAAUUGAGCCAAGUAGGCUUAUAAUGCUCACUGCACAGCGUUUUAUUCAGACAUUCAUGGGAAAAGAUUUUAUUGCUCUUCACUUUCGUCGCCAUGGAUUUUUGAAGUUCUGUAAUGCAAAAAAGCCUAGUUGCUUUUACCCUGUUCCUCAAGCUGCGGAUUGUAUUAGUAGAGUUGUUGAGAGGGCCAAUACACCUGUUAUAUAUCUAUCUACAGACGCUGCAGAAAGUGAAACUGGUUUGCUGCAAUCACUUCUUGUCUUGAAUGGGAAAAGUGUGCCACUUAUUAAGAGGCCAGCUCGUAAUUCUGCUGAGAAAUGGGAUGCGUUGUUAUACAGACAUGGACUUGAGGGAGAUUCUCAGGUGGAAGCAAUGCUGGAUAAGACUAUUUGUGCAUUGUCUUCAGUGUUUAUCGGAUCGUCUGGAUCCACUUUCACAGAGGAUAUUUUGCGGCUGCGAAAGGACUGGGGAUCAGCAUCAUUAUGUGAUGAGUACCUUUGCCAAGGUGAAUUGCCAAAUAUUAUUGCGGAAGAUGAGUAAAAGAAAGAAAUCUCACUGUAGAUUAUGGAUAUAAGUUAGGAAUACAUUUUAAAUUUUCUAAUGCUCCCGAGCUGAUGGGAUUAGCAUUGGUCAGAGAUGGAGGAGUUGAGUUCCUCUGAUGCAAUUGAAACUUAUGAGCCGAAUCAAUUUAUGUCGUGCCAGAUUGAACUGCCAAAACUUGUAGCCAAUGGGUGGCUGACUGGGGACUGUAGAUCUUGUGGAACCUUUGUGUACUGCUGAAGGUUUUAACUUUUGCUCGAUUUUUCUUGCACCAUGUUCUGACGUACUAUAGCUUUGGUACAUAACAAAUUCUCUAUGCUAUGUUUUUGUUUCCGAUUGAACAAUAUCCAUCUUUGAUGCAUUGUUGGAAUUUUGGAAAGACUAAUUAGAGGGAAUUGAAUAAAUUUUAGAAAAAAUAAGUUGAUAAUA